Molecule: messenger RNA, 659 nt
Organism: Staurois parvus
Lineage: Eukaryota; Metazoa; Chordata; Amphibia; Anura; Ranidae
Source: the annotation of a GenBank genome assembly
AUGAUUGGGAGGGGAUUGGAACACCUGAAUCACAUGAUGGGGAGGGGAUAGGAACACCUGAAUCACAUGAUAUGGAGGGGGGGGGGGGGGGGGGGACACCUGAAUCACAUGAGUAUGGAGGGGAUCGGGACGCCCGAAUCACACGACGGGGGGGGGGGGGGAUCAGGACGCCCGAAUCACACGACGGGGGGGGGGGGGGAUCGGGACGCCCCGAAUCACACGACGGGGGGGGGGGGGAUCGGGACGCCCGAAUCACACGACGGGGGGGGGGGGGGGAUCGGGACGCCCGAAUCACACGACGGGGGGGGGGGGGGGGGGGAUCGGGACGCCCGAAUCACACGACGGGGGGGGGGGGGGGGAUCGGGACACCCGAAUCACACGACGGGGGAGGGGGAUCGGGGACACCCGAAUCACACGACGGGGAGGGGGGGGGGAUCGGGACACCCGAAUCACACGACGGGGAGGGGGGGGGGGGAUCGGGACACCCGAAUCACACGACGGGGAGGGGGGGGGGAUCGGGACACCCGAAUCACACGACGGGGGGGGGGGAUCGGGACAAUAUAGUGUAUGUACAGGAGGGGGGGGGGGAUUCGGGACACCCGAAUCACACGACGGGAGGGGGGGGGGAUCGGGACAAUAUAGUGUAUGUACAGGAGGGG